Pediculus humanus corporis (human body louse) is the source of this 2130-nucleotide messenger RNA. Its product is annotated as zinc finger and cchc domain-containing protein, putative. Lineage: Eukaryota; Metazoa; Arthropoda; Insecta; Psocodea; Pediculidae. Gene Ontology annotation, molecular function: nucleotidyltransferase activity. The record is from RefSeq and is a predicted model, not a curated record. The coding region runs from base 1 to 2130 and encodes 709 amino acids. The transcript has 8 exons. Gene Ontology annotation, biological process: RNA 3'-end processing.
AUGGAUGAUAUGAAAAGUCUUGAUGACAGAGUACUGGACAGUAUAAAUGAAUUUCAAAAAUCAGUUUUGAAAUUGAGAUUUUUAGAAGUAAAUGAAAGAGAUUUGUUAAACAUGAUCAAAAUCAUUGAUGAAACUCAUUUUUUUUGUAUUUAUUGUAAUAAGCAUUAUUAUGUACUUUCAUCGAUUUGUGAUAAAAAUUCAUUAUUUCAAAACCAUAUUAAUUCAAGUUAUCACAGAUCUUGCGGCUUAAUAAAUCCCAUUGAAUUUUCAAAAAUACUUUCAUGGGAAAAAUUUGGAUUAACAGCUUAUUGUAAUGUUUGUAAUAUAUCAGAUAUAAAUGCAAUAGUCUUUAAUACUGGACUCACAGUUGAUAAUCUUAUUAAAUGUCACGAAUGUACACAAAUUGAAUUAAUCAAAAUUGAGUCUUUAUAUAGAAAUUUGGCUAUAAUUAAACUUUUUAGCUGCUUAGAAAUUUUUUUAAAUGCAUUUUUUGACAAAGAUAAAAAUGCUAAUUGUUUGCUAUGUUUAAAUGGAAUGAAUUCAUCAAUGCAUGAAAUGAAAAAACAUGUAGUAAGCGAUGUUCAUACAAAAAAUUUUUUAGAAAUCAUAAAAAUGCUUUUCGAUUUUCAAUUUAAUGAUUUGUUGAAUGGUUACAAUUUAGAGAAAAUCAUUUCUUAUUUUAUUGAAAACAAUUUUACAUUGAAAUCAAUUAAAAAUAUAGAGUAUCCACUUGGUAAAGAUGUAAAGGAAAUGGAUACAAAAAUAUUAAAAGGAGAGGCGGAUGUCAUGAAUUGUAAAAAAUUAUUAACCGACACAAAUAAUAUAAAUAAUUCCUUAGAAAAAAAUAGUGUAUCGAAUCAUAAAUUUGACUCAACUAUCAAUGUAAAAAAAAAAAAUUUUGUUUCUGGAAAAAAAAAAUUAAAUGGAGUCGUUAAGGAAAAUUUUAAAAAUGGUGAUAGCAGCGAUGAUCAAAAAUCGAAAAAUAAAAAAGAAAUAACCGUACCGGGAGUAACAGUGCUCGAAGUAACAGGUAAAAAAGAUGUUAAACUCAUUAAGGAAAGAAACGCUAUGAAAAAUUUAAUGGAUGAAUUAAUUUUGAAAUCAUCGUCGGAAAAAUUUAUAAUCAAAAAUAGGAAAAAAGAAAAUAUUCUAUUGGGAAAAAUGGAGGAAGCAUUAAAUGAAAUUUAUCCAAAUAUCGCGUUGAAAAUAUUCGGUUCGAGAGCAACGGGAUUAUACUACGAUAGUAACAGCGAUGCAGAUAUUUAUUUGAGUAAUUUGUAUAACGAAAAGGAGGUAAUUCCGACCAGACGUUUUCUCAACGUUACUUUAAAAAAAAUGAGAAGGGUCUUUAAAUCAAAACGGCGACAAUUUACAAAAAUAUGUCCCGUGAGAAAAGCAAUAGUUCCCAUAUUGAUUCUUACAGAAAUUUCGACGGGUUUACAAUGCGACAUAUCAUUUAAAAACGGUUUAAGUGUAAAUAAUUCACGGUUGAUAAAGUUUUUCACGAGUUUAGACGAACGAGUCAAACCCAUCAUGUUAUUCGUUAAAUAUUGGAUAAAAGAUUAUGGUAAAAAAUCAAUUUUAUCGAGUUUCGCACUGACUUUAAUGGUCGUUUUUUAUUUGCAACGAUUAUCUCAACCAAUAUUGCCAACCGUCGAUGAACUCGAAAAAAAAUUCGUUGGAAAACGUAACACUGUUGCCGGUUGGAAUUGCGAUUUCGAUGACAACAUUGUUAAUUAUGUGUACAGAAUAAAAAAUUCAAAUUCCGUUUUAGAUUUAAUAAAAGGUUUUUUCGAAUUUUACAUUCAUUUUAAUUAUGACGAAUACGUUAUAUCUCCACUUGAUGGAAAAUUAAUAUCGAGGAUAUCUUUUUAUUCGGAAUCGAUGAAUGUUCCUUUAUCGUACAAAAAACAAUUUCACAACAUGCAGUUAUCGAAAUUGAAAACAUUAUUUACUUCUCCGAUGUGCAUUUUAGAUCCCCUAAAUUUUAGUUACAAUGCCGGGUCUUCGGUGUCAUCACGAGGAAAAAUUGAAUUUAUAUUAUUAUGCACGGAGGCAUUGUAUUAUUUGGAAAAAAAUAACGACUUGAAUUAUUGUUUAAAUGUAAAUAUAGUUGAUAAAAAAGAAUGA